AUGGCCACCGUCCGGAUAUGCGUUUGCGGAGAUGAGGGAGUCGGCAAGAGCUCCAUCAUCACGUCGCUCGUCAAAGACACCUUCGUCACGGCCAAGAUCCAGCCCGUCCUCCCGCAGGUGACGCUGCCGCCCACGCUCGGUUUCGACAACGUCACCACCACCAUCGUCGACACCUCUGCCCUGCCGCACGAGCGCCAUGCUCUCCGCAAAGAGCUCCGCAAGUCGAACGUCAUCCUGCUGGUAUACUCCGAUCACUACAGCUAUGAGCGGGUCGCGCUGUUUUGGAUGCCAUACUUUCGCUCUUUGGGGGUAAAUGUGCCGGUCGUGCUCUGCGCGAACAAGUCCGACCUGACGUCAAAUGGAACCACGUCGCAGGUCGUUGCAGAGGAGAUGCUGCCGGUGAUGAACGAGUUCAAGGAGAUUGACUCGUGCAUUCGGACAAGCGCAAAGGAACACCACAACAUCAACGAGGUCUUCUUUCUGUGCCAAAAGGCCGUCACGCAUCCCAUUGCGCCGCUCUACGACUCCAAGGAGAAUGCGCUGAAGCCCGCCGCGGUGGCCGCCUUGCAGCGGGUGUUCCAUUUGUGCGACAAGGAUAAAGAUGGCUAUUGGAAUGACCAAGAGAUUCACGACUUCCAGAUCAAGUGCUUCGACAAGCCACUAGGCGAGGACGAUCUGGCGAACAUCAAGCGUUCCAUCGAGCGAUUUGUGCCGGGCUCCACGGGCCCGCAUGGGAUGGACGAGAAAGGCUUUUUGUUGCUGAAUAAGAUUUUCGCCGAGAAGGGCCGCCACGAAACCAUCUGGAUUAUCCUCAGGAAGUUCUACUAUACGGACAGCCUGAGUCUGCAGGAUACCUUCCUACACCCUAAAUUUGACGUACCUCAGUACUCGUCCGCCGAGCUGAGUCCGGCGGGAUAUCGGUUCUUUGUGGAUCUGUUCCUAAAGUUCGACAAGGACAACGACGGCGGGUUGAAUGACAGGGAGCUUGCCAACUUAUUUGCGCCUACGCCGGGCGUUCCGACGUCUUGGGUAGAUUCGGCAUUUCCAUCCUGCACGGUGCGCAACGAAGCCGGACACAUCACACUACAAGGAUGGCUUGCACAGUGGAGCAUGACGACGUUCGAGGAGCCGAAGACGGCCCUCGAGUAUCUUGCAUAUCUAGGAUUUGAGAGCACCGAUCGAGGAGGAACGACCAACGCGUUAAAGGUGACCAAGGCACGAAAGAGGCGGAACAAGCCUGGGAGAGUCGAACGAAACGUCUUUCUUUGCUAUGUGCUCGGCUCGAGCGGCAGCGGAAAGAGCGCUCUAUUGUCGGCAUUCCUGCAACGACCAUUUUCGCACACGUAUCAUCCCACGAUCAAACCCCGUUCGGCGGUAAAUAGCGUCGAACUUAAAGGCGGCAAGCAAUGCUACCUGAUUCUCGAAGAGCUUGGAGAACUGGAGCCGGCCAUCCUCGAGAAUCAAGCGAAACUGGACGCGUGCGAUCUGCUCUGCUACACUUAUGAUUCAAGCGACCCGGACAGCUUCACCCACAUUGUAGAACUCCGGAAGAAGUAUCCUCAGCUCGGCAACCUUCCCGCCGUGUACACCGCGCUCAAGGCAGACCAGGACAAGGCAAUGCAAAGGUGCGAACAGCAGCCGGACGAGUACACGAGUGCCUUGAACAUGGCGGCACCUUUACAUGUCAGUGCGACGUGGAGCAGCAUAUCAGAGCUCUUUGUCCACCUGGCUGAAUGUGCAACAUACCCGUCAACUGCCUUCCCCAAACAGGAGGAAGAGCCUUACGAUAACAUGAAUCUCUAUCUGGCGCUGGGCGCGGUAGCAUGCGCAGCGGCAUCUGUAAUCUUCAUCUGGAGGCGCAACGGAGCCGCUUCUUAG
This is a messenger RNA of Trematosphaeria pertusa, 1878 nucleotides long. Its product is annotated as mitochondrial Rho GTPase. NCBI's taxonomy places the organism in Eukaryota, Fungi, Ascomycota, Dothideomycetes, Pleosporales, Trematosphaeriaceae. Gene Ontology annotation, biological process: small GTPase-mediated signal transduction; mitochondrion organization; regulation of mitochondrion organization. Gene Ontology annotation, cellular component: mitochondrial outer membrane. Bases 1 to 1878 code for a protein of 625 amino acids. Gene Ontology annotation, molecular function: calcium ion binding; GTPase activity; GTP binding. The transcript has 3 exons. The record is from RefSeq and is a predicted model, not a curated record.